Molecule: messenger RNA, 1020 nt
Organism: Lepus europaeus (European hare)
Lineage: Eukaryota; Metazoa; Chordata; Mammalia; Lagomorpha; Leporidae
Gene: S100A3
Product: S100 calcium binding protein A3
Exons: 3
Coding region: 393-701 (102 amino acids)
Cellular component (GO): cytoplasm
Molecular function (GO): transition metal ion binding
Source: RefSeq, a predicted model, not a curated record
GAAGAGCAUGGAAGGGGGCGGUGGGAUUUAGGGGAGGCGGGAGACUCUGGGAAGGGCUCCCCCCCGCUGACAGACAGGGCUCAGAAGGAGGGCGCCAGCCUGGGGCAGGGCCCUGGUGGUUAACCCCUGAGCUGGCUCGCUCUCAGGACUCCACAGGGCCUGAGCCCAGAGCAGGCCUGUGAGGGGGUGAACCGGAUAAGGCCCCGGGGACUCAGAGAGGGUGAAAGGCCCACUCAGGGUUGCACAGCCAGCGAGGCACAGAGCAGAUCCCAGUGUUCCUCCUGCUGCAACAUCCUUGGGUUGAGGGCAGCAGGCAUGGUGAGACGGCGGCGCUCCUCUGACACCUGGGCUCCUCCGCUCACGCCCAGCUUCUCCCAGGGCCUGAGGGGAGGAUGGCCAGGCCCCUGGAGCAAGCAGUAGCUGCCAUCGUGUGCACCUUCCAGGAGUACGCAGGGCGCUGCGGGGACAAGCACAAGCUCUGCCAGUCGGAGCUCAAGGAGCUGCUGCAGAAGGAGCUGCCCACCUGGACCCCGACCGAGUUUCGGGAGUGUGACUACAACAAAUUCAUGAGCGUCCUGGACACCAACAAAGACUGCGAGGUGGACUUCGCGGAGUACGUGCGCUCGCUGGCCUGCCUCUGUCUCUACUGCCACGAGUACUUCAAAGACUGCCCUCCCCCAGAGCCCCCCUGCUCCCAGUAGCCUGUGCUGUAGUAGGGGGGGGGGAGCGCCCCGGCAGGGCAGGGUCUGCCCCAGGCCGUGCCAUCUCUGCCCCCGGGUGGUCCUGGCUGUGCCUCCCACACCCCCUUCCCUUGGCCCUGUGCCCCCUGCAAUGUGGAAUCGUGCAGAUCAGCCCUGCUGGAGGACCAGGGUGCCCAGCCAGUGAGGCAGCUCCCGCCCUCUUGUCUGUGCAGCGGACGGAGGAGGCGGGGAUGUGCGGUGGGCCCUGGAGGCCCAGCACGGUGCGUGCCAGCAAGACCAGGACGGGAUGGGCCUUUCCGCUCCUAAUAAAGAACUGGUG